UCAACACCUAAUUAUCGUAGCAAAUUGAAGAGCUCCAAAGUGGUCUAGAUCUGUUGAUUUUAACGAUCUAUGGAAACAAGUCCCUUCAUCUUCAUCAUCAUCUGAAAACUCCAACGCAUCUGCAUUUGUUGAUCAUAAGUGCAAACAAGUGCCCUCAUGACCGGAUUGACUCCCAUGAAACUGCUUCUUGCUACAGAUCAUGUCCAAUAUUCGUGCAAGUUCGAGUCUUGAAACGUAGGAUUGCAAGUUGUGACUAUUUCUGAGUCUCAACGGGUCAAGCUUCCAAAUUUCCAAGGAACUACGUCUUUGACUGUUGAUCUUCCCUUCGUUGAGUCUGUAUUUGUUGAUCACAAGCAGAGUUAGAUUUGAACUUCCGUUUCUGCACCUCAAUAUUGCUCAAGAACGUUUCGCUAUUUCUUUGAUUUCUUGGAGUGCCCUUCACUCUUAAAAUGGCACUGGGAGAGGUUUUUCUUGCGGCGUUUCUAAAGGUGCUGCUCAACAGGUUGACCUCCCACGAGAUUCUCAACUACCUUGAAAACUUCCGGGGCGUCACAAAGAAGCUGGACAAGUGGAGGGCCGUGUUAACUGCAAUAGGAGGGGUGCUCAGCGACGCCGAGGAAAAACAACUCACUGAGGAUGCUGUAAAACUGUGGCUCGAUGAUCUCAGAGAUCUGGCUUAUGAUGUCGAAGACAUGUUGGACAAAUUUGCCACCCAAAUGUUGAAGUGCAUGAUAGAGGGACGUGAUCAAGCCUGCACAAGCAACAAGGUGCGGAACUCACUUUUCAAAAUUAAAUUCAAUUGGGAUAUGAACUCCGAAAUGAAGAAGAUUACGGAGCGGUUGCAAGACAUAUCUGAACGGAAGGAUAAGUUUGGCUUGAAAGAUAUUGGGACGUCUGCUAAGGAAUCACGAAGUCUACCAAGUUCUGGCGUGUUAGAUGAAAAGCUUCUUGUUGGAAGAGAUGGUGACAAGGGGAGGAUUAUUGAAUUGUUGUCAAGAAAAUACGAGCAUGCAGGUGCUGUCAAUUUUGGUAUAGUUGCUAUAGUUGGCAUGGCCGGAGUUGGGAAGACGACACUUGCUCAACUUGUAUUCAACAACGAAGAUGAUGCCAUGAAGGAGUUUGAGCUCAAGGUCUGGAUAUCAGUGUCCGAUGACUUCGAUGUGGUGCGAGUGACAAAGGCAAUUCUUGAAUCCAUCACAUCCCGACCUGUUCAAAUGGAGGAGUUUAGUAAAAUUCAGCAUGAUUUGAGUGAGCAAUUAAGAGGAAAAAAGUUUUUAAUCGUGUUAGAUGAUAUCUGGAACAAAGGCGACUAUGAUCUACACGAUCUCUGGACAAGACUUCGAUCCCCUUUUGGCGUCGGAGCAGGAGGAAGCAAGAUAAUUGUGACAACCCGUGAUGUGAAUGUUGCAAAGAUUAUGGGAGCCACUGAAGUUCAUAAUUUGGAAUGUAUGGCAGAUGAUGAUUGUUUGGAAAUAUUUGAGCGACAUGCAUUCCUAGAAGCUAAUAGUGGAAAACCAGUAAAUUAUGAGUUAAUUCGGACAAAAAUUGUUGAAAAAUGUUGUGGCUUACCACUAGCUGCGAGGACACUCGGUGGUCUUUUACGUUGCAAAGAAACAGAUGAGUGGGGAGAAAUAUUGGACAACAAACUAUGGAAUCUCGCAGAUAACAGUAGCCUUCUCCCCGUACUAAAGUUGAGCUAUCACUAUCUUCCAUCACAUUUGAAGAGGUGUUUUGCCUAUUGCUCAAUACUUCCAAAUGACUAUGAAUUUGGGGAGAAGCAGCUCGUCCUUUUGUGGAUGGCAGAGGGUUUGAUUCAACAAAAACAUGACGACAAUAAACAAAUGGAGGAUUUGGGCCGCGACUACUUUCGAGAGCUAUUAGCAAGGUCGCUGUUUCAAGAAUCAAGCAAAAACAAUUCACGAUAUGUAAUGCAUGACCUCGUUAAUGAUUUAGCACGAUGGGCAGCAGGUGAAAUAUGUUUUAGAUUGGAAGAUAAGCAAGGUGAUAACUUGCAAAGCACUUGCUUUCGAAAGGCUCGCCAUUCGUCUUUCAUUGCUGGUCAAUUUGAUGGAGUUAUGAGAUUUGAGGACUUUCCAAAAGCUGAACGUUUGCGAACAUUCCUGCCACUUUCACUUUCAGAUUCCUGGGGAUGGAACAAAAAUUUGUCUCGUAAGGUUACUUUUGAGUUAUUACCAGAGUUGCAAUACUUACGAGUGCUCUCUUUCAAUGGCUACAAAAUAACUGAGCUGCCAAAGUCAAUCGGUGAUUUGAGGUUGUUACAGUAUCUUGACCUAUCCUACACAUUGAUAUCUAGUUUGCCCAAAUCAAUAAGCACUCUUUACUACUUGCAAACAUUGAUAUUGGAACGUUGUUAUAAAUUGAAGUCAUUGCCUGCGGACUUGAGCAAUCUAAUUAAGUUGCGCCAUCUCAACAACUCAGGUGCAUCUUCGUUGGAAGGAAUGCCUUCCCAACUAGGUCGAUUGACGAAUCUACAAUCACUGCCUCUUUUUGUGGCGAACGAAGGUAAUGAUCAGUCAGGGAUAAGAGAGAUAGGGCCCCUAUUGCAUCUCCAAGGGACAUUGUGCCUCUCAAAAUUGGAGAAUGUGACUGAUGUUGAGGAUGCCAGGAGGGCCAACUUGAAAUGCAAGGAUAGGCUUGAUUCGUUGGUCCUAAAAUGGUCUUAUUUAAGCGACACAGAAGAAACUGAAUCCGCUGUGCUUGACAUGUUACAGCCUCAUACAAAUCUCAAGGAGCUCACCAUCAAGAGUUAUACCGGAGAGGAAUUUUCAUCAUGGGUUGGAGGUCCUUUGUUCUCUAAUAUGGUGAUUGUGCGCUUAGAGGAAUGUAACAAUUGUUUAUCGUUGCCACCUCUCGGACAAUUGCCUCAUCUCAAAGAGCUUUAUAUUAGAGGAAUGAAUGCAGUGGAAAGUGUUGGUGCUGAGUUUUAUGGCGAGUGUGUCUUGGCUUUUCCGCUGUUAGAGAUUCUUGAGUUUGUGGAUAUGCACCAUUGGAAGGUGUGGCUUCCUUUCCAACUGGAUCACGGAAGUGGUGUUUUCCCUUGCCUGAAAAGGCUUUCAAUAAUAAAAUGUUCUAAGUUGGAAGGUAACCUGCCAGAGAACCUCGAUUUGUUGGCCAAACUUGAAAUUGUUAAAUGUGAGGAAUUGGUGGUUUCGAUUGCCAACUACAAACAACUUUGUCAAAUAAACAUUGACGGUUGCAAAGUGUUGACACAUACAGAUGCUAAGGUUGAGUUUGAGUUAUUAGAGUCCUUGUGCCUUUCAAACAUUUCGGAGGUGAAGUCUCUGGAAACAGGGGAAUUGUUCAGGAAGGGAUUAAAGAAGGUUAGAGAUUUGAAGAUCAAUGGAUGUGAGAAGCUGACGUCAUCAUGGAAGAAUGAGGGUAGAUUAUUACAGCGGUUGACUAGUCUUGGCCGUUUGGAAAUUGAAGACAACUCUCGUCUAGUUGAAGAAUUAGGAGAAGAAGCAGAGGAUUUGCUGCAAUUGCAAAUAUUGGAGUGCAAGCUUGAAUUUCUGCGGUUAAAAAAGUGCGAAAAUCUUUUGAAGCUACCAAAAGGGUUAAAUCAGUUGUCGUCUCUUCAAGAGCUUCGCAUAUACGAAUGUUCAUCUCUAGUUUCUUUUCCAGAUGUUGGUCUGCCACCUUCUCUUAAAGACAUCGACAUUAGAGAGUGCCAUUCGUUGAUAUAUUUUGCAAAAUUCCAUAUUCCCCAAAAUCUCAGAAGAAUAUUUAUAGAAAAUUGCAAAAGUUUGAAAUCACUAGUAGAUGAGGAGGAAUGUGAACGACUGGGUUUAAUAGCACCGAACGGGUUCUUCAGCGACAACACCAAUCACUGCCUUGAAUAUAUUGUUAUCUGGAAUUGCCAAAAUCUGAAAUCCUUACCGGAUGGCUUAUGCCACCUCAGCAAUCUUCAAACUCUAAUUAUUAGGUGCUGUGGAAGUCUUGUUUCCAUCCCGAGACUGAGUGGGGGGAGAAGACCCUCCAACCUGAGAAAGAUGGAGAUCUCCAAAUGCGAGAAAUUGGAGGCGUUGCCCGAAGACCUGCACAAUCUCAACUCUCUUGAGGCAUUGAGGAUCGACUACUGUGAAGGUUUGACUUUUCCUCCCAACCUAACAUAUCUUGUAAUUUGGAAGGUCAAGAGCUGUAAGUCAUUGUGGGAGUUGGAAUUGUGGGGGUUGCACAGACUCACCUCUCUUGAAAUCGAUGGUGAAGAAGACCCGGAUACGGUGUCGUUUCCACCCGACAUGGUACGGAUGGAGACGCUCUUCCCCAAAUCUCUCACUCUACUCAGAAUAAUUGGCUUCCCGAAUCUGAAGAAACUGAGCAGCAAGGGCUUUCAAUUCCUCACCUCCCUUCAAUCUCUGGAUCUCUGGAAUUGUCCAAAGCUAGCAUCCAUUCCAGAGGAGGGUCUGCCUCCUUCACUUACGCAACUUUGGAUCGAUGGGUGUCCAGUGCUAGAAGAGAGAUGCCAACCAGGAAAAGGACGCUACUGGCACAAAAUAUCCCACAUCCCUUGCAUAGGGAUAGAUGGCAGGCAGAUAUGAAGCUGAUGGUCCAGGUAUCAUUUUCUCGAGGAAUGUUUUAAUAUUAAUAUUAUUAUUAUUAUUAAUAAUCAUGUUUAUUCUUGUAAAGUAAAGUAAUCCACAAUAUUUGGUUUGGGUCAAGGUUUUGGGGGUUGAGGAGUCGCUGCUUUGGGAGGCCUUCAAUUGGCGACAACUUGGAUAUUUCUCGGCCAACGUUUAUUCUCAUGGAUUCCUAUAUUUGCUUUUUUUCUUUUUCUUUUUUCUUUUUUUUUUUUUUUUUUGGGUAAACAAUUGCUAUGUUUGCUUGGUCCCUUUUGACUGAUUUGUAUUAUAACUUUAUAAAUGUGCUACCUUUUCUCCUAAGUAUGGAGUUUUUCCCAUUCAGUUUUUUCCCAGCAAGAUUUUAACCAGGCCACUUAAACCUGAUCUUUUAUUUUAUUUUAGCAAAUUUUGACUUAUGAGCUAGUAUUGCAUUUUAUUUAAUGCAUCGAGAAUAAGCAAUCAAUAAAGAAAUGGAAAUGCAAGGGGCUCGUUGUUGAAGUUGUGUUGUCUCUAGUCUUUAAAUGAUGAUUAGAUUCUCAAAAAGUUGCGUUAGUUUCGGUAUACUGACUUGACCACUUUUUGACGUGGGAAUUAGUUUCCCGAUGUGGAAUGAUGACCGCUAAAUGACUUCCUUUACUACGUCUUGUCUUCCUGAAAGUAGAAAAUAUGUGCCAACGAAUUUUGGUAAAUCAAAUCGUUAUACCAAGCUUUCGUCACUUA
Molecule: messenger RNA, 5300 nt
Organism: Pyrus x bretschneideri (Chinese white pear)
Lineage: Eukaryota; Viridiplantae; Streptophyta; Magnoliopsida; Rosales; Rosaceae
Product: putative disease resistance RPP13-like protein 1
Exons: 4
Coding region: 450-4559 (1369 amino acids)
Biological process (GO): defense response to other organism
Molecular function (GO): ADP binding
Source: RefSeq, a predicted model, not a curated record